Messenger RNA from Oncorhynchus keta (chum salmon), 3065 nucleotides. Its product is annotated as CMP-N-acetylneuraminate-beta-galactosamide-alpha-2,3-sialyltransferase 1-like. Lineage: Eukaryota; Metazoa; Chordata; Actinopteri; Salmoniformes; Salmonidae. The transcript has 7 exons. Gene Ontology annotation, molecular function: beta-galactoside (CMP) alpha-2,3-sialyltransferase activity. The record is from RefSeq and is a predicted model, not a curated record. The coding region runs from base 694 to 1701 and encodes 335 amino acids.
GGGGUGGCGGCCCGAGUUGAUAUCAUUCUUAAACUCUAAUUCUGCUCUCGCACAUCGAUUACUCGCUCAUUAUGCAGUUCCUCUAAACACCUGCUGUGCUGUUGGACUCAAACAAGCUGCAUAUUUCAACCGGCGUUUAAAAAACCACUUGAACCAGGUGGGUGAUUGACUGUACAGGCAGUGAAUGCUAGAUGCCCCUGUCACUGACCCUACGCUGUCAACAGCAGAAGAGCAGAUAGAUGUAGUUAUCUGGCCAUUGUUAAGUUGACAGGACCAUCCUGGAUUGUGUACCACAGUGGAAUUACCAUACUAUUGGUCAGCAGACGAAUAAUGGACAUGUACAAGGAUUCCUCAUCUAUGGAUUUCAAUGGAGUGAUUUUUGUCUGACCAAAACAUUUUCUAUAGAAGGCCAAGGCUUUCCCUACAAAAUAUAAGGAGCUAGUAUUGUGGUCACAUUUGAACUGAGAUGUUGUUUUCCAACGGCUUGAAGUGGAGCCUGUAAUUGUGAUGAAGACACGGCCUGUUUCUGUUCAUCAGAGGAACCCAGUGUUCAUCCUGUUAUAGCCAAGAAAUCUCCAGGGGAGAAAUUAUUCUCAGACAUCCCUUGGAAAUCUGAAUUUUCAACAAGGGGCUUCUCUGUUUUUCCCUUCCCUCCGCUUCCCUGAAAAUUUCAUUUUUGUCUACCACUACACCAUGUAUCUAUCGAUGCAGAAGAACUUCAGGGCAUUUACUGUGUUCGCCUUUAUUGUAACUUUCACCAUGUUCCUCUUCGGUUUCACGUUGAGAGAUCCCUCUCUGUACUUCUUCAAAUACACCAUACACAAGUCGGACAGCUUCUUCUCUAAUGGCCAGUGUGGCUGUCGACAGUGUAUGACAGAGCUGGAAGACGACCCCUGGUUCACUGAGCGGUUCAACCUGUCAGUCCACCCUCUGCUGUCUAGGAGGAACAGCCUGCUGACUAAUGACACAUACCGCUGGUGGCAGCGCUUGCAGUAUCGUAAGAACCCGGCCGACUUCAGCGAGGUGGUGGAGAAGUUGUUCCAGGUCAUCCCUGAUAAUGAUAACCUCUACAAGGACGCGGGGCCUGAGCGCUGUAGGACCUGUUCUGUGGUGGGGAAUUCUGGGAACCUCAAGGGCUCCCGCUACGGACCCCUCAUCGACUCCAGUGAUGUCAUCAUCAGAAUGAACAUGGCUCCAACCUCUGGCUUUGAGGAGGAUGUUGGGAGCCGGACUACACAUCACGUCAUGUACCCAGAGAGCGCUAUAGAUCUGGACAACACCACAUUUCUUCUGCUCAUCCCCUUCAAGACUCUGGACCUGCAAUGGAUCACCAGUGCCUUGACCACCGGCUCCAUCGAAAAAACAUAUAUUCCGGUCCGGUCCAGGAUUAAGGCAAACAAGAACAGGGUGUUGAUAUACAGCCCAGCCUUCUUUAAAUAUGUCUAUGACAUAUGGCUGGAGAGUCAUGGCCGGUAUCCCUCCACUGGCUUCCUCAGCCUAUUUUUUGCCUUGCACAUCUGCGAUAAGGUGAGUGUGUACGGGUUCGGAGCGGACCGGUAUGGGAACUGGCACCACUACUGGGAUCAUAAUUACCACGGAGGCGCAUUCCGCAAAACCGGGGUGCAUGAUGCGGACCAUGAGAAAAACGUCACCCUGCUUCUGGCUGAUAAACACAAAAUUGAUAUUUUCAAAGGCUUCUGAUAUCUGGAAAUGUCAUUGGCCUGAGACCAUCAAGCCUCAUCAGCCUAAAUCCUGUUGAUUCAGGGAUUACCAACUGGGGAUAAACUGGUUGAAAUAACAUUGUUUCAACGUAAUUUGUUACUGUGUCGUGAUGUGGAAUGCAUGUGUAAAAUGUCUUGGAUUUACAAAAAGUCAUCAAUGUAAACAAUUGUUUUGAGGGUGAAAUUUCAACCAGGAUUAUGUCAUGGUAACCUAUUUUUAAGACACAAUUUAUAUAAAAUGUUACAUUUGUACCUUUUUUUUGUAACAAUGUCAGAUCUUUAAUGUUAUAUCCACUAUCAGACCCUCCCCCCACUUACUUUUUUUCCCCAUGACUAGCUCUGACUUUGCUGAUAGCUACUUCAUUGUGGAUAAAUGUACUUACUGUAGGUUUAACAAUGCAAAAAGGAAACGUAACCAUACUUUAUCAAUCGGAUACCAUCAAUGAUGCUAUUUAGGCCUAUAUAGCAUUUGCCACCGUCAACAGCUAUUUGAAUUCAACCCAGGAUUCAAAGGUUUGAGUCCUUUGGUUAAUUUAAAAGUUAAUAAUGUAUGGGGGGGUUGCGCUAAGCUGACAUGGAAUUGUUUUAGAUGGUCAUACUAUGAAUCCCUUAGCUAUUUGAUUUUGAAUUUUAGAACUCCUUUAGGUAUAAUUUUUGGGGGGGAUAAAUUAUUAAUUUGGGCCUUUACUACUAAAGCGCAUUGAAUAGCACAUUCAUAAAUGGCAAAAAGUAACAAAAAAAAUCAUAAGAAACAAGGUUUUGAAGUGUCUGUCAUAAACCCAGUAUACAGUGCCUUGCGAAAGUAUUCGGCCCCCUUGAACUUUUGCCACAUUUCAGGCUUCAAACAUAAAGAUAUAAAACUGUAGUUUUUUGUGAAGAAUCAACAAGUGGGACACAAUCAUGAAGUGGAACGACAUUUACUCGAUUUACUCGAUGUGCAAAACUGUUAGAGACAUACCCCAAGCGACUUACAGCUGUAAUCGCAGCAAAAGGUGGCGCUACAAAGUAUUCACUUAAGGGGGCUGAAUAAUUUUGCACGCCCAAUUUUUCAGUUUUUGAUUUGUUAAAGGUUGAAAUAUCCAAUAAAUGUCGUUCCACUUCAUGAUUGUGUCCCACUUGUUGAUUCUUCACAAAAAACUACAGUUUUAUGUCUUUGUUUGAAGCCUGAAAUGUGGCAAAAGGUCGCAAAGUUCAAGGGGGCCGAAUACUUUCGCAAAGCACUGUAUAUAAAAAUGUAUUUAUUUUUUUGUGUAUAUAUUUUUAUUUGUAAAAAGAGUGCACGUUCAAGAUCACAGGUCUGUGGACCGCUUCACAAUUUCUACAAUAAACAGCAUUGAUCACUUG